UGUGAGAGCGGACACCAUGGAGGACAGACGUCUGCUGGCUCUGACCUCUCUGAUCAUCUACACAGCAACGCUUCCAGCGUUCUCAGCAGGACUGACUGUGAGUCCCAGCAGAUCUCAGUUCCUUCAAAGAGACUCAGUGUCUCUGAGCUGUGAGAAGGACGGAUGGACGGUUUGGAGGAAGACCAGCAGGAGACAGAGGAGUUCAUGUGGAGAUGGGUGGGGAGAACCUGCUGGUUCCUCCUGUAGAAUCAGCUACAUGUUGACCAGAGACAGUGGAGUUUACUGGUGUGAGUCCAGAGAGGGAGCAGCUGGAAGCAGCAUCAACAUCACUGUAGCUGGUAAGAGAGUCUAUACAGUGGUCCUCCAGAGUCCCGUCCUCCCUGUGAUGGAGGGACAGGACGUCACUCUGGGUUGUAGAACCAGCGCUCCCUCCACCCUCUCAGCUGAGUUCUUUAAAGAUGGCGUCUCCAUCGGGACUGAGUCCACAGGUCACAUGACCCUCCGCCAUGUUUCCCGCUCUGCUGAAGGCCUCUACAGGUGUAGCUUCAGAGGUGUUGGAGAGUCUCCACCCAGCUGGAUCUCUGUCUCAGGGAACCACAAGACAGAUCCUCCUCCUGGUUCCUCCUCUGAUCCUCCUCCUGGUUCCUCCUCUGAUCCUCCUCCUGGUUCCUCCUCCCGUCUCCUCCCUGUGUGGAUCUCCCUCUCCUCUCUCGUUGUGGUUCUCCUGCUGGUUCUCCUGCUGGUCCGGUUCUGCAGCAGGAACCCUGAAGGCGCGGCAGCAGAACCUGAAGUCACCUACAGCGACGUCAACAUCCUGCAGCGUCAGCAGCAGCCGGUCCGAUGGAGCAGAGGUGAAAGGUCACCAUAG
Molecule: messenger RNA, 868 nt
Organism: Salarias fasciatus (jewelled blenny)
Lineage: Eukaryota; Metazoa; Chordata; Actinopteri; Blenniiformes; Blenniidae
Exons: 7
Coding region: 17-868 (283 amino acids)
Biological process (GO): cell surface receptor signaling pathway; immune response
Cellular component (GO): external side of plasma membrane
Molecular function (GO): transmembrane signaling receptor activity
Source: RefSeq, a predicted model, not a curated record